GGGCGGGGGUGCGCUCGGGACACGCCCCGGGCGCCCCCUUUGUGGCUUCAUCUGGUGUUCAGCUAAGCUUGGUUCGGCCCCCUUGUGUUUGAAGUUUUCUUGCCCUCUCCCUGGGCAGUCGGUGCCGUUUUGGCUGUUGGUGAGGCUGGGGUGAAGAGCCAAGUUAUUUGGGCGAAAUAAUUUGUCUUUCCUUAUCCUCUUCCUUUUCUCGUUAGGGGUGUUAGUUGGAUAUUUUGAACUGCAGGAGCUCAGAUGUGGGGUAAAAUGGCCCAGAGAGCCUUUUUCAUCUUUCUGGUGCCCAGAACGUAUGGAGAGCCAAGCGUGAGUACGCACGAGCCUGAGGGUGUUUAAGUGAAAGGAGACCAUGAGGCUCAUCACCCUGAAUCGUGCGCUGGAGUCGACUGGCAACUUUGGGGUAAAAAAGGAAGCCAGGGCUUGGACACAACGUGUUUGGCUUUGCCCUUCCGUGUAGACAGUUUUCAAGGCGGCCCUUGCCUUAGAGGUCUGAGCGGCGCAAGCCCUUUUCACUAAUGUUACCAUUACGUGACUCUGCUGAGCUCUGCUGAGCGUGCGCCUAGGGUGUGCCGCCAAGCUCCUGGACAAGACCCCGUUCUCAGUGCGGAACCCGAACCCUCUGCUCCCUUCACCUGCCAGUCUCCAGCUGGCCCAACUGCAGGCCCAGCUCACCCUCCACCGGCUGAAGUUGGCGCAGACAGCUGUCACCAACAACACUGCAGCCGCCACCGUCCUGAACCAAGUCCUCUCCAAAGUGGCCAUGUCCCAGCCUCUCUUCAACCAGCUGAGACAUCCACCUGUGCUCAGCGCUCCCCCUGGACAUGCUGCGGUGCCCCAGCAUGCUGCGACCAUCACCAGUGCCCAGUUCCCCUCAAAUGCGAUGGCCUUUUCACCCCCCAGCCAAACUCGAGGCCCAGGCCCCUCCGUGAGCCUCCCCAGCCAGCCUCCCAGCGCCAUAGUAAUGCAUCCUUUCGGUGGGGUGAUGGCCCAGACCCCAGCCCAACCAGCAGUCAUCUUGGGCAUUGGCAAGGCUGGGCCUGCUCCAGCUACCACGGGAUUCUACGAGUAUGGCAAAGCCAACGCCACCCAGGUAUAUGGCUCAGAAACAGAUGGCCAACCUGGCUUCCUGCCAGCCUCAGCCUCUGCCUCGGGCAGCAUGGCCUAUGAAGGGCACUACAGCCACACAGGACAAGACAGUCAGGCUGCCUUUUCCAAAGACUUCUACGGACCCAGUGCGCCAGGGUCAAAUGUGGCAGGAGGAUUUCCAGCUGAGCAGGCAGGGAGCAUGAAAAGCGAGAUGGGGCCAUUGCUGCAAGGCACAAACAGCCAGUGGGAAAGCCCGCCUGGAUUCUCUGGCCAAAGCAAGGCUGAUCUUACAACAGGUGCCAACCUGUGGCCUCCACCCCCCAGCCAACCCUAUGAACUGUACGACCCGGAGGAGCCCACCGCGGACAGGACCUCCCCUUCCUUCGGGGCUCGGCUCAACCAUAGCAAGCAGGGUUUUAGUGGCGCCCGGCGGCGGCCCAAGGAGGAGCAGGCCAGGCCGUCCAUGCGGCCCCUGCAAGCUCAUGAGCUGAACGAUCUCCGUGGUGUCACACCUCUCCACCUGCCGCACAUCUGCAGCAUAUGUGACAAGAAGGUGUUUGACUUGAAGGACUGGGAGCUGCACGUGAAAGGGAAGUUGCACGCUCAGAAAUGCCUGGUCUUCUCUGAACAUGCUGGCAUCCGGUGUGUACUCACCUCGGCAGAGGGGACUCUGUGUGCCUCCCCCAACAACACAGCUGUUUAUAACCCUGCUGGGAAUGAAGAUUAUGCCUCAAAUCUUGGGACAUCAUUUGCAGCCAUUCCAGCAAGGUCCUUUGCUCAGUCGAAUCCUGCAUUUCCUUCUGCCGCAUCAGGGACAAAUUUUGCACAGCGGAAAGGCGCUGGUCGUGUGGUGCAUAUCUGCAAUCUCCCCGAAGGAAGCUGCACCGAGAACGACGUCAUUAACCUGGGGCUGCCCUUUGGGAAGGUCACGAAUUACAUCCUCAUGAAGUCCACUAAUCAGGCCUUUUUAGAGAUGGCUUACACAGAAGCUGCCCAGGCCAUGGUCCAGUACUAUCAAGAAAAGUCAGCUGUGAUUAAUGGGGAGAAGUUGCUCAUUCGGAUGUCCAAGCGAUACAAGGAGUUACAGCUGAAGAAACCUGGGAAAACUGUGGCUGCUAUCAUCCAGGACAUCCAUUCCCAGAGGGAGAGGGACAUGUUCCGGGAAACAGACAGAUACGGCCCGGAGCGGCCGCGUUCUCGCAGUCCUGUGAGCCGGUCUCUGUCCCCGAGGUCACACACUCCAAGUUUCACCUCUUGCAGCUCUUCCCACAGUCCUCCAGGCCCCUCCCGGGCUGACUGGGGCAACGGCCGGGACUCGUGGGAGCACUCUCCCUACGCCUGGAGGGAGGAGGAGCGAGACCCCCUGCCCUGGAGGGAGAACGGGGAGGACAAGCGGGACAGGACAGACGCUUGGGCGCACGAUCGCAAACACUACCCCCGGCCGCUGGACAAGGCCGAGCCUGACGAGCGCCCAGAAGCGGGCAGGGGCCACCGGGAGAAGUACCUGAGGGCCGGCUCCCCCAGCCCACUCCACUCCGUGUCCAGCUACAAAUGCCGGGAGGACGGCUACUCCCGGAAAGAGCUCAAAACCAAGUCUGAAAAGUACGUAAAGCAGCAGGAUGGUCCCGGCCGGUCCAGGAGGAAAGAAGAGGCCAGACUGCGGGACAGCAGACACCCCCACCCCGAUGACUCAGGCAAGGAAGACGGGCUGGGACCCAAGGUCACUAGAACCCCUGAGGGCACCAAGUCCAAGCAGAGUGAGAAAAAUAGAACCAAGAGGCCUGAUAGAGAUCAAGAAGGAGCUGAUGAUAGAAAAGAAAGGAAAAUGGCAGAGAAUGAGGCUGCAAAAGAGGAACAGGAGGGCAUGGAAGAAAGCCCCCAGUCAGUGUGCAGACAGGAGAAAGAGACAGAGUCCUCUGAGCCAAAAAGCACAAGGACGAAAAAGGAACAAGAUUGGGAAAGUGGAAGUGAAGCAGAAGGGGAGAGCUGGUAUCCCACCAACAUGGAGGAGCUGGUUACAGUGGAUGAGGUGGGGGAAGAAGAAGACUUUAUUAUGGAACCGGACAUCCCAGAGUUGGAAGAAAUUAUGGCGGUUGACCAGAAAGACAAAAUCUGCCCUGAAAUGUGUCCCUGUGUGACAACCACCUUAGACCUGCAAGUGUCCAAGGAUUUGAAUUUCAUUAAUGAGGGAGUUAAGAUCAUAGGGAAUGGAGCCACAGAAAUUAGCCUCAAAUUGCCCAGACAACUGCCUUCUGAUUCUGUGAGUGAUCCCGGUGACACAAACGUGGAAGCGCCUGGCCUAAAUCUGGAUGCUGAGCGGAAGCCAGCUGAAUGUGAGACAGGCCUCUCACUGGAGGAUUCAGACUGCCAUGAGAAGGAGGCAAAGAGAACGGAGAGCUCAGAUGUGUGUCUGGCCCCUGCAGCCCAGGAAAUGUCUUCCCCCCAGCCAGCAGAGGAGAGGGCCCAGCAGCCCAGCCCCUUUCCGGAUGACUGCAAGGCCAGGGGGCCCCCCGAAGAUGGGGCUUGUGAAGGCACUCUCCAGGAAGAGAAAGCCAGCACCCCCACUGAACCUGACCUCCAAAGCCAGGCUUGCCAAGGAGUGUUGACCGAGGAAAGUUCCAGGUACAUGGAAAUGAAGUCUCUGGAUGUGAGAUCACCGGAAUAUACUGAAGUGGAGCUGAAAGAGCCCCUUUCUUUGCCUUCUUGGGAACCGGAGGAUGUGUUCAGUGAACUUAGCAUUCCUCUAGGUGUGGAGUUUGUGGUUCCCAGGACUGGAUUUUAUUGCAAGCUGUGUGGGCUGUUCUACACCAGUGAGGAGGCUGCGAAGGUGAGCCACUGUCGCAGUGCUGUCCACUACAGGAACUUACAGAAGUACUUGUCCCAGCUGGCCGAGGAGGGCACGAAGGAGAUGGUAGGAGUCAGCAGCCCGAGGCCCGAGGACGGCGGGAUGGUGCCACACUUUGAGAGGAAAAAACUCUAAGGCGAUGCUGCCCUGCUGUCACUGGAAGAGGAGGCUCGCUGAAGUGGGGUCUGAGUGACACGGAAGAGGAACGAAACCCAUGCAGGGCAGUGGCUUGGGUUUGCUCUCAAGACUCAUUAAAGCACCCCUCAAAUGACUCCAGGUGCCAAGAUACCCUGGCCUGUGCAGCCUGUCGAGGGCCACUGACUCUUUGGACUCUUAUAUCUCUCCCAGAACCUUUCCAUUUGCUUUUUUUCUCUUCCUCUCCUCCUUUUCUCUCUCUCCUUCUGUGCCAAGGAUCAUUUCCUUUUCAUAAAGUCCAACUUCUCAGGGAUUUCACAGUGUUUAAAUUCUUGAUAGGAUAUAACAGGUUAGGUCCAGCUGAGACACAGGAAAAGGUUUAAUGGAAUCUUUAGCCAAUCCCGAGCCUGGCAUCCAUGUGCCCAUCCAUGUGGGUCACUGGUAGGGGAGCUAAGCCAGCAAAGACCUGAGGGGGCCAGCAAAGAGAACCAACUGGCCGAAGUGGAGCGGCUUCUAUAUAUCUGGUUUCUUCCAGCUGGAUACCACCUUUUACGAAAAACUCCUAGGGUUUGAUUUUAGUUUUUUGGGGACAGAGGCUUGUUAUGUAGUCCGGGCUAGCCUUGCAUUCAUGAAAUAGCCCACACUGACCUUGAACUCAUGGCAGUCCUCCUGCCUCAGCUUCCUGAGUGCUGGGAUUAUAGACAUGUACUACCAUACCUAGCUUGAACAACUCCCAUUUUUAGUAUCUCUCUCAUCCUCCCAGUUAGUCCAGAAAUCCACCAGACUUACAUGCCUUAAAGUAAAAUCAAAUUAAUUUUAUCGAGAAAGAAAAGAGCCCUUCAUUGUGGGAGCUCUGAAAAAUUCCCUCCAGACGUAUUUCCUUCCUCUGGAUUUCAGGAGGUGUUAGGACUUCUUGUGUUCUGGACAAGGACUGUUUAUAGAUUCAUUUUAGGGGAAGAUGAGAAUAGCUAAUGCGGCAGUGGUGUGGGCUGAGGUGGACCAUUGGGCUAUGCCACUGGAGGCACUGGCUACAGACACAGUGACAAGGAAAUGGCAUCUUUGGCCCCUCCUCUGUGCCAGAGUUGCAGGGCGUGUGGUCCAGAGACCUCCUAGUGGAGUGGUUUUAAAAUGACCUCUCAGCGGGGAAGAAGCUGAGGAAGUACAAGGCUGCAGGGCUGCAAGGUGGCAUUUGAGGUCAGGCAGGUAUUUGCAGGCCGCUUUUUCCAGUGAGGCAGAGGACAGAGUGCUGCUGGGGGCUGACCACAUGUGAAGACCUUGAUGUUGAAAUGUCACCAGGAAUAGAGUCCUCAUUCCCCAUGGGGUCAGGGCCUCAGGCUCCAGAUAUUUGGGCUGCUGGGUGUCAGUCUGAUGUUCCAGCAGAAGGGGCCAAGGUGCUAGCCCUGAGGGUCUGCCAGCGUAGGGAGGGACCUCCCAGGAAAGUCAGAUGGAGCCCGACGCUGUGUCUAUGACCUGAGACUCUCAGGAAGGCACCCUCUGUGGUUUAGCUGGUGAAAAAUAAGACAAGGAGGGUGAUGGGGAGCUCCUCCCUGGGAGCUUCUUGAAGUAUUUGUUCCUGACAGGAGAACUGGGCAGGGGCUAUGUGGGGCUGUUCCUGUCUUUUCUUCUUCUACACGUUCUGACUUCUCACGAAUGGAAGAAGGGCAAAGAGAGCAACACUGACAUUUGUCAGUGAGGAAACCAAGGCACAGAAAGGACGCAAAUGCAGAACCCAGAGCGAGACAGACCAGCCCGGAAGCAGCGGCAAGGCGAAGCUGGAAAAGCAAGAAACCUGAGCCUAUGUGUCCUGGGGCCUUGGGGAGGUUGAUCUCAAAUAGAAAAGGCUAAAGAGUGGGGCCCAGCCCAGCCCAGCCUGUUCCUGGCCGGCUCCACAGGUUACCCUAGCAUUCUACAUUAACUGGCUAUGUCUCCAUUUCUCAGAAACCCUCCCACCCUGUGUGUCUUCAUUCCCAAUGAGGGGAGCUCUGUGAAUCUGGCUGGGAAAAGCCGACCCCCUCCCUCACAGACCGGAACAGUGUGCUGUCAGAGAGGCUGGAAGCUCCAUCCCCCAGCGAGCAAGCAAAGCCGACCUCACCAGCUCCCGCCCCCUCCACCCAGCAGCAUUUCCAUGGAAACCCAGACAGCUGACUUCCCAACGGGUCCCUGGCUGGGAAACUGAUCUUCCCACUAAAAAGCUGAAGCAAGCGUCCAGGAGGGAGAGAGAAGAGACAGACUCUUUAUUCAACCACAGCCUUCCAUUUAAAACCAUCAGAGAUUCUAUACAUGUGUGUCUUAUACAUAUAUAUAUAUUUAUUUUUAUUUAUUUUUAUACAGUUCCAUUGGCUUGACCCUUCACUGACCCUGUAAUUUGCACUUUUUAUUCCUACGUGUGCCACACAAUGCAAUAUGAAAGGCAACCAGGAAAAUACUGAUUUUUUUAAAGCUUUUUCUUCAAUGUUUUUUGAUCAAACUUUUCAAAGUGUCUCUCCCAAAAAGUUGCUUGAAAGUGGUUGCUACCGUGAGCAGCAGAUCCAUUUGCACCCUGAGUUAACAUGACCGAAGGCCUGUGUAAGUUCUUUUAUUGCUCACACCUGGGAAUAGUGUAUUAGCCCAUUCUCCUGAAGACUUUGGUAAAGCUGAUGUUGGUAUGAGCAGUGGCCAUCAGUAUCAGGGUUUCCUGGCCUUUUAGUCCAAGGCAGUGAUCCAUUAAAUUCUACUUGAACUGGACCAGUUUGUUUUGCAAGUUUAGGAGAAAAGAAAAAAAAAAAUAGUUAAUUUAAGUUUGAACUUGUAAAGUAUUAGGAUUUGUUGAGUGUCUUAUAAAUCAUGCUUUUCCUGAUCUGUAUAAUUGACCGCAAAAUGUUUGUUUUUACAAAAGAAAAAAAAGAUUUUUAAUAAAGAGAAUUAGAAAGCUUGUGA
Messenger RNA from Cavia porcellus (domestic guinea pig), 6997 nucleotides. It is a transcript of the gene Rbm20, whose product is annotated as RNA binding motif protein 20. Gene Ontology annotation, cellular component: nucleus. Gene Ontology annotation, molecular function: zinc ion binding; mRNA binding. The coding region runs from base 776 to 4081 and encodes 1101 amino acids. The record is from RefSeq and is a predicted model, not a curated record. Gene Ontology annotation, biological process: regulation of RNA splicing. The transcript is spliced from 14 exons. Lineage: Eukaryota; Metazoa; Chordata; Mammalia; Rodentia; Caviidae.